Tachysurus vachellii is the source of this 720-nucleotide messenger RNA. It is a transcript of the gene her15.2, whose product is annotated as hairy and enhancer of split-related 15, tandem duplicate 2. The record is from RefSeq and is a predicted model, not a curated record. Gene Ontology annotation, molecular function: RNA polymerase II cis-regulatory region sequence-specific DNA binding; protein dimerization activity; DNA-binding transcription factor activity, RNA polymerase II-specific. Gene Ontology annotation, cellular component: nucleus. The coding region runs from base 30 to 500 and encodes 156 amino acids. NCBI's taxonomy places the organism in Eukaryota, Metazoa, Chordata, Actinopteri, Siluriformes, Bagridae. The transcript has 2 exons. Gene Ontology annotation, biological process: anterior/posterior pattern specification; regulation of transcription by RNA polymerase II; regulation of neurogenesis.
AGAGAAGCAUAAGCUCUCCUUCUAAAACGAUGGCUCCUACCUGCAUGCCUUCUGCUGACUACUCAAAGCUUUCCAACAAGGAAAAACACAAACUGAGAAAACCAGUGGUGGAAAAAAUGCGCCGUGAUCGCAUAAACAGCUGCAUCGAGCAGCUUAAGGUGAUUCUGGAGAAAGAAUUCCACCAGCAAGACCCAAACACCAAGCUGGAGAAAGCUGACAUUCUGGAGAUGACAGUCGUCUUUCUGAAGCAGCAGCUGCAAAGCCAGAUCUCAGCACCUCAGAAAGCACACUGUGACGGUUACUCUCAGUGCUGGAGGGAGACCGUGAACUUCCUGUCUGCCAACUCCAAACUUGAUGUCACACUUCAACAUCUCAACCGCUGUCAAGAAGCUCAGAGAGCACCGAAAGAUUUCCCAGUGUCUCCACGUUCCUCCCAGAUCCACCAGGCUCCAGUCAAGCAGGAGAUCAGCGUGAACAGGCCUGUGUGGAGGCCGUGGUAGAGACACUGAUCACUGAGACUCUCAUGUUAACCAGAUGGUAGUUUUACCAUCGCAAAGUCGGAGUGUAUUUUCCAUUCCAGAGAUUCAGGUCAUUAUCUCAUGUUGGGUUUUGAUCAGUGUAUGUUUAUUGUAAUGUCCGUCCUAUGGAUUAGACAAGAUUAUCAAUUAACCAUGUCAUUAUCUUCAUAUUGAAGAGUUACAUAUCUUCUGAUUUGUCUUA